GUCUGUCUCUCGUCGAGACAGAUCCGGAUGAGGCGAUGAAGUGCUGGUCAUCGGCCAAAUCCAACCCGAAGACGUUGUUUAAUAUGGGAGUGGCGUACGAGAGCGGCCGCUACUCGACCAAAGGCACCGUCGACUUGGAGCGGGCGCACCAGCACUAUAUGCUCGCCGCCUCAUUGGGCCACAAGCAGGCCAUCUAUAACCUGUCGCUCUUCUAUCUGUACGGAAAGGGAGGCAUUGCUGUCGACCUGAACAGAGCCGAAACACUGCUCCGACGGGCGGCCACACUGGGAGUCAAAAAAGCUGAACAAUACAUACAAGAGCUGGAAGUGAGACGGAGAGCGCAAACCAAACAAACAAAUUUGAUGAGGAGUUCCGCAUCGGCUCCCAAUUUGACUCAAUAUGACACAUAUUUCGAGGCUUUUAAUAAUUAUGAUUCAAAUAAUCGUUCAAACACUCGAUACCUGCAAACCUUUGCUAUUGUUAAUAGGGAUUGUUGCUCACCAUUGGGUCUAAUGGACGGUCGGAUACACGACUGGCAACUGAGCGCAUCCUCCAAUUACGACAGAGAUCCCAAUUGUAAUGUGAAAUAUGCGAGAAUUCAUGUGUGGCCGGGGAGGGGAUGGUGUGCCGACACCAAUAGAACCAAUGAUUACCUCCAGAUAGACCUGGGCUUUGAAACAGCAAUCAAUGGUAUCAUAACUCAAGGCCGAGCAGAUGGAAAGUCUUGGAUCAAACACUACCACUUGUUAUUCAGCGGUGAUGCCAACGUAUGGACCUAUUAUAACGACAAACAAAAACUUCUUGGGAAUAAAGACUCGCAUUCAUUGCAAUACCAUUUGCUGACAAACUUAGUAAUCACUCGAUUUGUUCGCAUCGAAGUGAUCGCAUGGCAUAAUAACCCGGGUCUUAGAGUGGAACUUCUCGGAUGUAGAAAAUGUGAUUCAAUUAUCAAUUAUCCUCCGCGAAGUCUCUAUAAGGCGUCGAGUGCUCGCAAUUGGCCACAAGACGCCUACUGUUCCCCAGAGGAUGCCUACAUCGAU
Molecule: messenger RNA, 1040 nt
Organism: Oppiella nova
Lineage: Eukaryota; Metazoa; Arthropoda; Arachnida; Sarcoptiformes; Oppiidae
Source: the annotation of a GenBank genome assembly